CGCGUGUCCUGUAUCCUGUGUUUCAGAGUGCCAUUCCCUGAAUCGAUCCUGCAGAAGUAGCAUCGCGGUUUUUGUGCAUUCCGGUCCGUGAGUUUUCCCAGCGGCAUUUGGAUUUCGCUCAGCGUCAGCCAGACGUGCCCCACAUCCCCAGCAUCUCCACACCCACCACAAUGAACUCCCUUCACGCCCACCUCCUCCUCCUGGCCGUUUGCUGUGUCGGCUACAUCGCCAGCUCCCCGGUAAUUGGCCAGGAUCAGCGCAGUCCGGUGGCCGGCGACUCCGAUGCCGACGUCCUGCUGGCCGCCGACGAGAUGGCCGACAACGGAGGCGACAACAUCGACAAGCGGGUGGAGCGCUAUGCCUUUGGUUUGGGCCGUCGGGCCUACAUGUACACGAAUGGGGGGCCCGGAAUGAAGCGCCUGCCGGUCUACAACUUUGGCCUGGGCAAGAGGUCGCGUCCCUACUCCUUCGGACUGGGCAAGCGCAGCGACUACGAUUACGAUGAGGACAACGUGGUCGACUACCGAGUGCCGCCGGCGAACUACUUGGCUGCCGAGCGAGGUGUGCGACCAGGACGACAGAACAAGCGGACGACGCGCCCGCAACCCUUCAACUUUGGCCUGGGCCGGCGUUAAAUUAUCCCGGGCCUAAUCCUCCCUUCGGAUGACGCACUUAUCCACAUCCAGCCGUGCGCCAUUCAUCUGGGAGUCCAGCUUAUCUAAAUCUUAUCAAGGAAGUACUUGCAAAAAGCUCUCAGACUCUUCUCCCAACUUAAAGCACAUUCAGGAGCCAAUCUAAAUGUCUUUGAAUCCAACCGAAUCCUUUGCACGCCCCUCGUCCCCAAAAAAUAUUUAUAUUAAAUCGCUAGAGCCAAAUUAUGUUUAGUUUUUAAAUCGAGACGUUUAACGGCAGCCUCCAAAUGAAACAGAACUGCAAAAAACCCAAAAAAAAAGAGCGAUCGAAUGAAAUGGCGUGUGCAAUUAUCAAGGAAGAAAUACAUAAAAUGUUAUACGAAUCUAUUAUAUAUGCAUAUUCAAUCCAAUUUACAGUACUCCACAUAUAUAUGUAUGUACAUUUUAAAGGGGCAUUAUUAAUAUACACGCGGAUUUAAACUUAUAUACUUGGGGCAAUCUCUCUCAAAAGGAGCGACACGAGUGGCAUUCGUUGUGGUCGCAGGCGGA
Messenger RNA from Drosophila takahashii, 1181 nucleotides. It is a transcript of the gene AstA, whose product is annotated as allatostatin A. Gene Ontology annotation, molecular function: neuropeptide hormone activity. The record is from RefSeq and is a predicted model, not a curated record. Lineage: Eukaryota; Metazoa; Arthropoda; Insecta; Diptera; Drosophilidae.